Messenger RNA from Astyanax mexicanus (Mexican tetra), 4473 nucleotides. It is a transcript of the gene fhad1, whose product is annotated as forkhead-associated (FHA) phosphopeptide binding domain 1. The transcript has 29 exons. Gene Ontology annotation, molecular function: protein binding. Bases 369 to 4226 code for a protein of 1285 amino acids. The record is from RefSeq and is a predicted model, not a curated record. Lineage: Eukaryota; Metazoa; Chordata; Actinopteri; Characiformes; Acestrorhamphidae.
GCUGAUAUACAAAGCUGUCGCCUGGUGAGAGAGGACCGGGCGCUCCGCUGCUGAAUUAUCCCUGAGGAGCUUUAAUUAAAUUAAAACACAGAGAGAUGCUCAUUCCCCGUCUAACAGUCAGAAAAGAGGGUAAAUAAAGUUAAAAAAAAACUGUAUAUUUAGUGUUAUCUGCGGGUUGUGGCGUUUUCAGCUCAGAAAAGUGAUUUAAUUACCGUACUGCUGAAUUUAUAUGCUCAGGAAAACAACAGUAAACUAGCUAUUAGCUAACUAGCUUAGCCAACUUUUAUUUAAAACUCUUAAAUAUAGCCCUAACACAACGACUAUGCUAAAAACAGUCUUACAGCGGGUUUGUUUCUGAGCAGGCUGAAAUGAAGGCGUAUCUAAAAACUUUAUACUGGAUCUUUAAACUGCAGCCCAGGCGCACCACAGUGGGCAAACACAAGGACUCGGAUCUCUGUCUGCAGAAUGGGGGUGUGGAUGAGCUCCAUGCCACUAUUGAGUGGAAUGAGUCGGAGCACUGCUACGUUCUGACUGAUCUGAACUCUGUUCAUGGCACCUACGUUAAUGACUGUCGUAUUCACAACGCAGCGGUGCGUCUUACACCCGGAGACGAGCUCCACUUCGGCUACGGAGGCUCAGCCUACAAACUCUUACUGGAGACCUCAGACCCACUCCCUGUUCUGCCUGCCCCGUCCACUGCACCCCCAGCCCAGGCAAGGAGUCGUGCACGGUCCCCUUCUGUUACCCCUCGUCCACCAGGUAGACCACGCCCCGCGAGUGCAGGAGCUAAACGGUCCAGUCUAGGCCCAAAAGCUUCAGAGCUCUGGGGCCGAACUCACAGAGCAGGUGGCUGGACCAGCAGCACAGGGAGACGACUCUCUCCCAGAAAUAUAUCUUCAUCACAGAGCCGGCUCAGUACGCAGGACUUAAUACAGGACAAGGAUGAGAGCUGGGUGAGGCGCAGUGAGGAGUGGAGUGGUGGGGUGAUGCUGUGUGAAGGAGGAGAAGGUCAGGGGAAGGAGUGUGUGAUGGCAGCUCUGAGGGACGAGGUGUCUGCGCUCAGGCUUCAGCUCAGUCAGAGCAGUCAGAGCAUCCAGAGCGACCCGGAGAUCCGAAACAAACUCAACAGCCUGGCCAGAGACAUCCAAGAGAAAAAAGAGGAGAUCCUGCAGCUGAAGGAGCAGAUGCUGCAGAUGCAGAAGAGUUCUGGUGAGCUUGUUGCUCAGUCUGUAGCAGAGAGAGAGCAGAAGAUCAUCAGUCUGAGAGAACAGCUGGCUAACAUCAAGAGUGAAAACAGCAGAAGUACAGCGCUGGUGAACAGCCUGCAGAAAGAUCUCGUGUCUCGGGAGAAGCAGACCCUGAAGCUGGCUGCUGAGGUCGACAGACUCAGACAGGAUGUGAGAUAUAAAGAUGCCCAGCUUAGCAACAUGGCAAACAAGUUUUCACAGAUGAAAGCGAGUGAGAAGCUUCAGGAAGAUUUUCUGGCCAGAGAAAAGGAGCUGGAAUCACUCAAGAAGGCUUUAGAGAGGUUGGAGGAGACUCUGAGAGAGAAGCAGAAGGAGCUGAAGCAGCUGAACACAGAGAGAGACUCCCUCAGACACAAGCUGCAGCAGAGGAGUCAGGAGCAGACCUCACUUUACUCUGAGAUGAGCAGAAUGAAGUUGCUGCAGCAGCAAACACUGCAGAGAGAAGAGAAAGCUCAGACUGAACUGAGACACUCACAAACACAGCUCCUCAAUUUUUGCAGUCAGAUCAGCAAAUGUAUACUACUUACUUCUGAAACAGUGUCAGAACAAGAGAUGCUGGAGCGUUUGUCAGAGCUGGCAGAACAGAAGGAGGAGUUCAGAAUCAGAGUUCAGGAGCUGGAGCAGAAACUACAGGAAUGCACUGAGAACCAGAAGCUUGUGGAAGAAGACACUGAGAAACUCAAGGCCAGACUGACUGAAUGGCAGAGUCAUAUACAGAAGGAUUGCACAGUGGAUUCAAUACAGAGCCAGAUCUCUGUUCUCCAGCAUGUAAAGGUGUGCCCUGCAGUCAGCUGGAUUCAGACUCACACACUUUUAGUACUGAGCAGUCUACUCACUCACCUGCAGGACACAACCAACAGACUGCAGGCUGCAGCAGGGGUGGAGGUGUCAGAGAAGACUGGAGGAGUGCCAGGAGCCAUUCAAGCUUUGUGUCAAAAACAUCAGGAGAUCCAAGCAGAACUCAGGAGUCUAAAGGCAGAGAAGCAGCAGCUUGAAGAAAGAGAAGCUCUGGCUGGUGACCUACAGGCCAUGAGACAGGAACUACAGCAUCAGCAAUUACAGGUUGCAGAGAGACAUGCGGAGAUGGAGAACAGUGUAAUACUGCACAUGGAGAAGAUGAAGACUGAUCUAGAGUCCUCCAGAACAGCUGAAGCUGCUUUACAGUUGCAGAUGGAGACGCAGGAAAUGGAAUGGUGCAACAAACUGAAGGAAGCAGAGAAAAGAGAAAGAGAGCUGAUGAAGAGACUCAAUGAAAGACAACAGCAAGAAGAGCACUGGAGAGAGAGAAUAAAAGCAGUGGAAGAGAGAGAGGAGGAGUGGGGGAAACGAGUGCAGGAAGCCCUGCAGAGGGGAGCUGAGGAGGAGAGAGAGAGGAUCAGGGUGGAGAUUGAGGAGUACAGGGAUCAGGUGCGGCAGCAUGCGUUCACCAUCGUGGCCAUGGAGAAGCAAGUGCUCUCAGCCCAGCAGAGAGAGACAGAGGUGCAGGAGGAGAGAGAAUCCCUGAUGCAGCAGCUCACAGAGGCACUCGGCAGACUGGAGGUUGACGAACGCAAACCCAGUGUUUCAUCUGAGCCGUCUAAAGAGCUGCAGCAACUGGAACAGACAGUGACAUCUCUCAGGGCAUCACUUGAAGCAUCCCAACAGGAAGUGAUCAAGCAGGGUGAGGUCAUCACCUCUCUGAGUCGUGACCUGGCACAUGCCCAUGCUCGCCUCUCUGACCUCACAGGGGAGCUGAGUGAGCAGCAGAAGAUGGAGCUGGAGACACACAGAGCUCUAGUGGUGGACCAGAGGAUGCAGCUGAGCACUCUCACACAGAAACUAACCAUGACCUCUCAGCUGCUGGAACAGAGGGAGCAGGAACUGAAGGCACUGAGAGAGAAGCAGAGACACAUGAAGGCAGAUUUGAAGAAUAAGGCAGAAGGCCAGGAGGACAUCAAUCUCAUUCCUCUGCUCACAGACCAGCACACUAAGGAUGUGGCUGUCAUGGUUAAUCCCAGCCAUAUGACUACUCAGGGUUCAGUAGGCAGAGGUCAUCGUCAUGAAGAAAUGCUGCACCAGCAGAAGAAAACGCUCUCUGAGAUGAGAGCGAGGAUCAGAUCUGUGGAACACAAGUGUUCCAACAAGCUGUUAGGCCAGCAGGGGGAGCCAGUGAAACAGGGUCAAAUGAAGAGUCAGAAACUUCAGAGACCUGCAGUACGUAGAGGAUCCAUCAGCUCUGUGAGCGGCUUUGCCUUCCCUGAGGCUUUGAGUGAAGCAGCUCGGGAACGCACAGCGAGACUGGACAUGUCCGACACUCUGGAGCUUAGUGAGCGAAGUUACGUGGAUCUGGCGCGGGCGCUGUGUGAAGCUCUGGAGCUGAGCGAGGGGCAGCUUUCAGGGUGUGUCCCGAUGAAGCACGUCCCGCCAGCAGAGAGAACGCGGCUGGCCUCCCUCAGGCAGGACGACCUGGAGCUGUUCCGAACCCGACUGGCUCUGCAGAACAGCCAAAGCCAAAAAACACACCUGUUGCUGCAGCAGAGCCAGGCGGAGAUACACACACUGAGGGAAAGCCUAACUGGGAGUCAGGAGCUGCAGACUGAGCUGGACAGUGUUCGUGCAGAGCUGAAAGGUGGGAAGCAGGAAAACGAUGCACUCCGCCAGGCCCUUCAGCUCAUCCAGACACAGCUCCAGCACCAGCAAGACCAGCACUGCCCUAAAACUCGCAAGGCUCUGAAUGUGGAGAGAAUGGAGGGGAGGAGUGCAAGGAUUGGCCAUCAUAACUGUGUACCAAAUGACAACUAUGAUAAGGUGGCAGUGCCGAAGAGACGGCAGCAGCAGCAGCAGCAGAGAGAGAGGAGACGGAGGAGAGAGUCUGAGGUGGACGUUGUGAAGAGUGAACCUGGGCAGAAGGAGGAGGCCGCCUGUAAAGUGCUCACUCAGCCGGUCAUCGUCCUGCAGCAACAACCACCACCAACCAUGGAGCUCACUGAGGCCCACUGACCCCACACAGGUUCAGCUUCACUCAACACAUGCAGUUAAUAACUCUGUGGCUGUGAGGCCACUGCUGUUACAGCACAGACAGCUGGACCCAUCCAAGGGUCUGUCCUGUGAGCUAAUCUUAAAGUGACAGUCCCUGGCACUAUAAUGCUAAUAAUUAAGUAAUUAAGUAAUCAAUGGUCUUUGUAUAAUCUAUAUAUCUAAACCAACAUAUGUAAAGUUGUUUAAUAAUAAUAAAUAUGGAUGAUGG